ACCGUCGCCGUCUCAGUGACGUCAGUCGGUAGGCGCGGUUUGUGCGCGUCACUUCCGGCUAGUCGCUGUCAGAAAACUUGUAGCGCGCCACCUGCUUGUCUGAGAGCGGUGCUCGCGUUACCGGGUGUGUGUUCCGGAGAAUGUUGGGUUCGCUGAGAAAUUUCCCGCCGCCCGAGGAGGGGGUGAGGCGGCAGCAGGAGAUGACCGAGGCCGUGAUGAGCGGGGAGAAGCUGGGGAGAGGAACGCUGUACAUAGCCGAGAGUCGCCUGUCAUGGCUGAAUGCUUCAGGCCUUGGCUUUUCUCUGGAAUACCCCUCCAUCAGUUUGCAUGCCAUCUCCAGGGACACUGCGGCUUACCCCGAGGAGCACCUCUAUGUCAUGGUCAACGCCAAACUGGGAGACGAUAAUGAAACAGAAGCUGAGAUGAAGGAUGCGGACUCUGAAGAGGAAUGUGAGGACAGUGAUGAUGAGGAUGGCCCAAUCACAGAAAUUCGCUUCAUUCCAGAGGAUAAAACAGACUUAGGAGAGAUGUUCUCUGCCAUGUGUGACUGCCAGGCUCUGCACCCCGACCCUGAAGACUUGGACGAUUCCGAUGAUGAUUUUGAAGGAGAGGAGUAUGAUGUGGAGGCUCAUGAGCGAGGACUAGGUGAUGGCCCCACGUUUUAUACCUAUGAAGAAGGCUUGUCUCAUCUCACUCCUGAAGGACAGGCCAACUUAGAGCGGUUUGAAGGCAUGUUGGCCGGCUCCGUAGGCCCACACACAAUGGCCGGCGUCCGGACUGACGGUUCUGCUGUGGAAUUUGAAGAUGGUAUGGACGUCGUGCCGGCUGUCCCUGGACAGUUUGAAGAUGCUGACGUUGAUCACUGAGUGAUUUUAUACUGGUGCCGGAGUGACACGUUCCAGAUUCAACCACUGUGACACGUUUACAAUAGUUCUGCUUUUUACAUAACUCUCUUCCUACUCAUUCCGUGGAGCCUUUUAGAGGAUUUGUCAGACGCCAACCAUUUCGUAGUGUGGCCCCCUCCCCCCAGAGAACGGCUCUAACAAGCGCUCUAAUUUGCGUGACAAACUUGCUGAAGACAAUUGACUGCCACUUAUGGAUUUUGGCGCAGCUUUCCUUGACAAUCUUCAUGUUUUGGACAAUCUGUUGGCUUUCUAGGCCUUUUAGAAAUACAAGUCGGCCUGAAAGUGACGGCUCUACUGGUGUCCGAGAGCCACACAUUGUUCAAGUCUGUUACAGGAAAGCAUUCUAGAUUUUACUAGAGUAUUGACAGUGAUGCUUCUUGCGUGUUGGCAAAAAAUAAAUAAAAAGAAACCAGCCUUUUAGGUGUGCCGUGGUGAGGCUGUAGUUCUGUUUUUUAGGUUAAUAUGAACUUAAUCUGUAGGUUUAAUAUGAUUUCAGUAUGUUCGGAGGGAAUAACCUCAAGCACUUCACGUUAAAACUGGACAGUAUUUGUAAAGGUUCUUAAUAUUGUCUAAUAAAAUAUAGUGUUUUGUACCAAA
Rana temporaria (common frog) is the source of this 1502-nucleotide messenger RNA. It is a transcript of the gene CLNS1A, whose product is annotated as chloride nucleotide-sensitive channel 1A. Lineage: Eukaryota; Metazoa; Chordata; Amphibia; Anura; Ranidae. Bases 141 to 866 code for a protein of 241 amino acids. The transcript has 7 exons. The record is from RefSeq and is a predicted model, not a curated record. Gene Ontology annotation, biological process: chloride transport; mRNA cis splicing, via spliceosome; cell volume homeostasis. Gene Ontology annotation, cellular component: methylosome; spliceosomal complex; cytosol.